Messenger RNA from Oncorhynchus keta (chum salmon), 3487 nucleotides. RefSeq names its product CKLF-like MARVEL transmembrane domain containing 6 (gene cmtm6). Gene Ontology annotation, cellular component: membrane. The record is from RefSeq and is a predicted model, not a curated record. Bases 294 to 686 code for a protein of 130 amino acids. The transcript has 3 exons. NCBI's taxonomy places the organism in Eukaryota, Metazoa, Chordata, Actinopteri, Salmoniformes, Salmonidae.
GAAAGGUUGCAAGUUCAAAUCCCAGAGCUGACAAGUUACAAAUCUGUCAUUCUGCCCCUGAACAGGCAGUUAACCCACUGUUCCUAGGCUGUCAUUGAAAAUAAGAAUUUGUUCUUAACUGACUUGCCUAGUUAAAUGAAGGUUCAAAGAAAAAAUAUAUUUUUUAACUCUGGUAAUACUACAGUGCCAUCUGUUGUUGAGACUGGGGUAGUACAUGAUCAGUUAGUUUUGACUUGUGUCCUCAGCUCCUGUCGUUUGUGGCCUUCAUUCUUGAAGAGGUAGUGACGAACUGUAUGAGCUGCUCUCCACUGUACUUCUUUGAGUUUGUCAGCUGCACAGCCUUCCUCUUCACAGCUCUCCUCCUCAUCCUCCUCGCUACCACCCUGCACAAGAGAGUGGGCAUCAGCUGCUGGCCCUCCCUGGACUUUGUGUACACAGCUUUGAUGGCUGCAUUCUUCCUCAUCGCCUCCAUCGUGUUUGCCUCAGAUAAUGGUGGAACUGACCUGGAGAAUGCUGCUGUGGCAUUUGGCUUCCUAGCCACUGUUGCAUUCCUGGUGGAUGCUGGCUGGUUUGUGAAGACCAGGGGUUUUCCUUUUAAAAAGACCAACCAGCAAGCUGCAAGCAACGGCGGGGCUCCUGUGGCAGAGGCUGAGAAACUCAACAGGGAACAGAACGAAGCAGACUAGACCCAGGAUACCUAACGAGUGUAGCCCUGGUAUCUCUUUCUCCCACAUUUACACACGCAAACACGCAACACACUAAGACUAUCAGAGGGCCACCUUAUAUCUGCUUAAAGGAAGGAAAGACAUCUCCAGUAGUUUUAACAUCUUAUUCAGAGCUUUUAUUCUCAGCAGUGGGACCAUUUUUGUAGGAGACAUGGUCUGUGUUGUAUACAUUCUGUUUCCUUGGACCAUGGACCUGCUUGGGAAUGGGACCACUCAUUGAUAAAAAUAGACCAAGGCUCUCCAACCCUGUUCCUGGAGAUCUAUCCUCCUGUAGCUUUUCACUCCAACCCUGUUCCUGGAGAGCUAUCCUCCUGUAGCUUUUCACUUCAACCCUGUUCCUGGAGAUCUAUCCUCCUGUAGCUUUUCACUCCAACCCUGUUCCUGGAGAGCUAUCCUCCUGUAGCUUUUCACUCCAACCCUGUUCCUGGAGAGCUAUCCUCCUGUAGCUUUUCACUCCAACCCUGUUCCUGGAGAGCUAUCCUCCUGUAGCUUUUCACUCCAACCCCAGUUGUAACUAAUCUGGUUCAGUGUAUAACCAUGUAAUUAUUAAAAUCAGGUGUGUUAGAUUAGGGUUGGAGUGUGAACCUACAGGAGGGUAUCUCUCCAGGAACUGGGUUGGAGUGUGAACCUACAGGAGGGUAGCUCUCCAGGAACGGGGUUGGAGUGUGAACCUACAGGAGGGUAGCUCUCCAGGAACGGGGUUGGAGUGUGAACCUACAGGAGGGUAGCUCUCCAGGAACGGGGUUGGAGUGUGAACCUACAGGAGGGUAGCUCUCCAGGAACGGGGUUGGAGUGUGAACCUACAGGAGGGUAGCUCUCCAGGAACGGGGUUGGAGUGAACUUACAGGAGGGUAUCUCUCCAGGAACAGGGUUGGAGAGUCCUGGAAUAGACUAUUAUGAGAUUUUAAGAUCACUGUAUUGCCUUACCACUGACUGUCAUUACUGCAUUUCUCAGUGUUACUGGGAUGAGCACAUAUCUAUACUUGCAAUUGCAUCUUAUCAAGAUGGCUCCAGCUAUGCAAAAUUCUGUAUCUAAUCUCUCUCUAAAAAAUGGUUUGGGAGUUGAAGAACAAUAUUUAUCCAGUAAUUUACAGUCAAACCCAAAGCAUUCAUAUCCAUUUCGGAAAGUACAGUUACAUUAUUUAACUGGAAGAAAUCGUUUUAAAAGUCGACAUCAUUUAUUAGCCAGUUUUAAGGAAGGACAAUAUGAUUCAAUGCAAACUAUUUAGUAAGGAAAGGGAACAGUGAAGCCAGAAACGUUUCUACAGAAAUAUGAUAUGUUUUAAUGUGCCCCUGUCUGUCAUUUUAUUUUAGACCUAUUUCUCACAAGUAUCCCCAAGUCGUUGAUUUCUAUGGUUUUAAAAUUUCAGUCCAUGCAAGCAAGCUCCCCAGUAUUUCUAUAUGAGGCCAACUCCACGUUCCUUAUUGGGGUUCAUACCAUAUAGAUUCAUUUUAAAUAUAGCAAUCAAUGAAACUGACUAUAUCGGUAAUGUUUUUAAAUGCUUUUUCAAUCGCAGUUUAUGUAUUUUAAUUGUAUGUGUUUUUCUUUAUUUCAGAAGUAACUUGGAGGGGUCAGGGAGGGAGGGAGGGGUCAUGGAGGGAGGGAGGGAGGGGUCAGGGAGGGAAGGAGGGGGGGUCAGGGUUUUGCAAGAUUUAACUAUUUAUUGUCCUGGAUGGAUUUUUUCUUCUGUUCAGUCAGGUGACCUUGUGUGUAAUGAAUUUAGUUACUUUCAGGUUAGAAUGAGACCUCAAUGUUCAUAUUUUAGUCAACAGCUAACUUAAAGUUAAGGUCAGCGAUAUGACGUAGAUGCACAAAGUGAACAGCAUAGUGGGUCAAUUUCCACAACUAAGAGCGUUGGCGUGCGAAUCUAAACUUCUCCUCUGUUUUGUUCCCGUGGCUACCACAUUGUAAGAGGUUUAAGUGAACCUGUGCAGAUAUUGUGUGACUGUGUGAGAGUGAAGUCUUGCAGUGUUGCUUGUGCAACGUCAUUUCGCUGACUCUACCUUUAACUCCCAGGUUGUAGAUGAAUAGUUUUGAAAUGUUCGUUUCAGAGAAUAUCCUGGGAUUGUACUGAUGGACACCUCUUUUCCCCCAAAAAGUUCAUACACAUUUGAUUGGCCAAUGAAUUACUUACUUGAUAAGUAGCAUGGUUAGGGUCAGAAAUCCAGAUUUCUUAAAACAUUUCUUUAAAAUAUGUAAUCGGAGUCAAUCAACAGUGAAAUCAAUGAUAUGCUGGAUUCAUCCAACAGCUGAUCUGAAAUGUCUUAGGUGAUAGUAGAAAGUAAUAGGUUAGACAUCUAUAAUACGCCUUUUUUCUAGUGUUGGAAUAAGACAUAAGUAUUGAAGCGACUGCUGUUAUAAUUAGUGACCCCUGACUGACAAUUCCCUUAUAAGCAAGACAUUCCCAUCCAAGUACAGUACAAUAAGUGUUUUCUCAGGACAAAUACUGUAAAAGGUUAAUGUUGUUCAUGUGGUGUUGUCGAUGAAAGCAAUGUGAUACUAGUGCCCUAUUCCUAAUCCUAUCAGAUACACAGUACAUGAAAUAACUUGGUGUAAUGGUUGAAGGUUUGACUUGGAAUUGGGUAUAUAAACCCGUGCCUUUAUACUGACUAGUAAUAUUCAUUCAGUGUGAAUAUUCAUUCAGUAAUAUUCAUAGAUAGCAAUAUCUACUCAAUGUUUUAUGCCUUCAUUUUUGUCAUUUAAAAAACAUCUAUACUGUGUCAAUAAUUCAUCAUGCAAUAAAUGCCAUCACUUUUCUGAA